Molecule: messenger RNA, 1398 nt
Organism: Macadamia integrifolia
Lineage: Eukaryota; Viridiplantae; Streptophyta; Magnoliopsida; Proteales; Proteaceae
Product: aspartyl protease family protein At5g10770-like
Exons: 3
Coding region: 1-1398 (465 amino acids)
Biological process (GO): proteolysis
Molecular function (GO): aspartic-type endopeptidase activity
Source: RefSeq, a predicted model, not a curated record
AUGAAGAAUGUGGAGGCCAAUGUAUUCAAAGAAACAGUGUCUGCAAUUCUUCAUGAUCACCAGAGUCAUGUAAUUACAGUUCGCCGUUCCUCAUUGGUGCCAGUGACAGUUUGCUCCACACCACCCAAAGGUUCAGAGAUCUUCAGCAAGCAACUGCAAGUAACUCACAUUCAUGGGCCUUGUUCACCACCGAAAAAAGGGAAUACAAAAAGUCCUAGCCUUCAUCAGAUUCUCAUUGAUGACCAAAUAAGAGUCAAGUACAUUCACUCAAGAAUCUCCAACUCUAACCAAACCACUAGUACUUUUGCAGCUUCUGCAGUAAACCUUCCUGCCAAUUCCGGCCAAUCCUUAGGCAAUGGGAAUUUCGUAGUAAGGAUUGGAAUUGGAACCCCGAAGCAAGAUUUCACAGUAGCCUUUGACACCGGCAGUGAUCUCACUUGGAUCCAAUGCCAACCAUGCGCUGGCAUGUGCUAUUCUCAACAAGAUUCCAUCUUCAACCCUUCAAACUCCUCUACCUAUUCCAACAUCUUAUGUGGACAUCAUGCCUGCGAACAGCUGCAAUCUGCCACAGGAAACUCAGCUCCCUGCACCACUUCAUGCAUCUACCAAACUGUAUAUGCUGAUGGUUCAUACUCUUCGGGUUACUUUGCUCGUGACAAACUAACACUGUCUCCUUCUGAUGUCUUUCUCAAGUUCAAAUUCGGGUGCGGCGAACAAAAUCAAGGCAUGUUUGGUUCUGCAGAUGGAUUACUAGGCCUCGGCCGCAACAAGGUCUCUAUGGUAUCACAGACUUCUCAAAAAUAUGGAAAGAUUUUCUCCUAUUGUCUUCCAUCCACAACCAACUCCACUGGUUAUCUUGCAUUUGGGAACCAAACCAGCACCACUUCAAGGAAAAUUCACUACACUCCAUUAUUGAAUGAUAACAGAGGCCCAUCAUUCUAUUUCUUAAAUCUGACUGGUAUCAGUGUUAAAGGGAAACAAUUGGCUAUCUCAUCAUCAGUGUUUACAACUUCAGGAACCAUUAUAGACUCUGGUACUGUCAUUACUAGGUUGCCACCUGCUGCCUAUUCAGCUCUUACCAAAGCAUUUCGUGGUGCAAUGUCAAAGUAUCCGCUUGCUCCGGCGUAUUCAAUGCUUGAUACAUGUUUUAACCUGGUUGAAUACAGUACAGUAAAGAUACCGAGCAUAGUCUUUCAUUUUGGUGGAGGUACUAACCUGAAUGUUGAUAAGUCAGGGAUUCUUGUUCAAGCAAACUCAACUCAAUAUUGCUUGGCUUUUGCCGGAAACAGUGGUGCCUCUGAUGUGGCAAUCCUUGGAAAUAUGCAACAGCAGACAUUUAAGCUGGUUUAUGACGUCGCAGCUGAAACACUUGGAUUCGGUGCUAAAGGGUGUAGCUAA